Messenger RNA from Rhododendron vialii, 1458 nucleotides. RefSeq names its product CBS domain-containing protein CBSX5-like. The transcript has 2 exons. The record is from RefSeq and is a predicted model, not a curated record. Bases 129 to 1298 code for a protein of 389 amino acids. NCBI's taxonomy places the organism in Eukaryota, Viridiplantae, Streptophyta, Magnoliopsida, Ericales, Ericaceae.
CUCUCUCUUUCUCUCUCACACAGACACUUUUCCUACAAACUCUCCUGAGUCCUGACAUUCAACCUCACUCUCCAAACUUUCUCACUCUUUUCUUUCCUCUCUCCAAACACAGAAAAUCCCUGCUUCGUAUGGCAGUUGGCUUACUUGACAGUGAGGUAGCUGACCUCUGCCUCGGAAAGCCGCCGCUGAGGCCUCUCUCCGCCUCCGCCACCAUCACCGACGCCUUGUCCGCCCUCAAAACCUCCGAGGACGGCUUCCUCAGCGUGUGGAAAUGUGACCAGUACUCUUCUGAAAACUCCGGGGAGUGCCUGUGCGUCGGAAAAGUUUGCAUGGUUGACGUUGUCUGCUACCUAUGCAAACCCGAAAACCUCACGUCUCCGUCCUCGGCCAUGGAUUCCCCUGUUUCUGCUCUGCUGUCCGAAGUUCCAGGUCGGGUCAGGCAUGUCGAACCCCAUUUGAGUCUAUUGGAAGCCAUUGAUCUCAUCCUUCAAGGUGCUCAAAAUCUUGUAGUCCCAAUUAAGAGCAAUUCAAGAAAAACACAACAGAAAUCUUCUAUUAAUCCAACGUCUCAUUACGGCCGUGAAUUCUGUUGGCUGACCCAAGAAGACAUCGUCAGAUUCCUCCUGAGCUCGAUCGGCCUUUUCUCAUCCAUCCCGGCGCUUUCCAUCAGCACGCUCGGACUCAUCAGCACCAACUUCUCGUCCGUCGGAUCCCACUCCCCUGCCUCCUUGGCAAUGGGAGUCAUUUCAGACUCCUUGGCCGAUCAAACCGCCGUCGCAGUUUUAGACGACGACGGAGUUUUGAUCGGGGAGAUAUCUCCCUUCACCCUCGCCUGUUGCGACGAGUCCAUCGCAGCCGCCUUCAUGACCCUCUCCGCAGGGGACCUGAUGGCCUUCACUUGCUGCGGUGGUCCCCCGGAGGAGAUUGUGAGGGUCGUGAAGACGAGGCUGAAGGAGAUGAAUCUGGGAGGAGUGUUGGAUGAAUUAAUCAGUGUCUCCUCUGGCAUUCCUUCCACCUCCCCAUCGUCUUCAUCAGACGAUGAUUCAUCAUCCCAAAACACGCCGUUGCCGAGUCCAGGGAGGUAUAGUAGGUCGUGCAGUUAUUCCGCGAAGGUGAUGCGGAGGGCAGAGGCUGUAGUGUGCCAUCAGGGGAGCUCUUUAGCGGCAGUGAUGGUUCAGGCAAUCGCGCACCGGGUUAACUAUGUUUGGGUCAUAGAUGAGGAUCGUAGCUUGGUUGGCAUUGUGACUUUUUCUAACAUGUUAAGAGUUAUUUAUGAACAUCUACAGUCCAUGGCCUAAAGAUUAAGGGUAUAGACCACAGUUCCAAUUCUGUUCAACAUGCAGGAGAUUGGGAAAGACUAAGGUUUGGCUGAUAUGAUAUGAUAUGAUCUGUUUUGUUUAAUUUAAAAUUUCUCCUUUUUAAUGGUAGAAAAUGAAGAAAUCAAGCAUUGACAGAUUU